This is a messenger RNA of Nerophis ophidion (straightnose pipefish), 1243 nucleotides long. RefSeq names its product replication factor C (activator 1) 5 (gene rfc5). The record is from RefSeq and is a predicted model, not a curated record. The transcript has 11 exons. The coding region runs from base 143 to 1150 and encodes 335 amino acids. Gene Ontology annotation, molecular function: DNA clamp loader activity; DNA binding; ATP binding. NCBI's taxonomy places the organism in Eukaryota, Metazoa, Chordata, Actinopteri, Syngnathiformes, Syngnathidae. Gene Ontology annotation, biological process: DNA repair; DNA-templated DNA replication. Gene Ontology annotation, cellular component: DNA replication factor C complex; nucleus.
ACGUGAGAACAGUUUUUCCGGGUCCGCGUACUGCGCGCCAAACACGGCCACCAGGAAGCUCACGAAGUUGCAGCGACUUUGUGACCGUAUGAAAGUAGUUAUUCUGCAGCCCCAGAGGAGUUUGUCAAAGUAUAAUUGAGCAAUGGAGUCUUCCAGUAAAGCGCCGCUGCAGUCCAGGAACUUACCCUGGGUUGAAAAAUACAGACCGCAGAAACUCGACGACCUGAUCUCUCACAAAGAUAUUCUCAGCACCAUCCAAAAAUUCAUCAGCGAGGACCGACUUCCACACCUUUUGUUCUACGGGCCUCCCGGUACUGGCAAAACCUCCACAAUACUGGCCUGUGCCAAGCAGCUAUACAAGGCCAAGGAAUUCAGCUCCAUGGUUCUGGAGCUAAACGCAUCAGACGACCGAGGCAUCGACGUUGUCCGAGGUCCCGUCCUCAGCUUUGCCAGCACCAGAACCAUCUUCAAGAAAGGCUUCAAACUGGUGAUACUGGACGAGGCGGACGCCAUGACUCAGGAUGCCCAGAAUGCAUUGCGGCGAGUGAUCGAGAAGUUCACAGAGAACACUCGCUUCUGUUUGAUCUGCAACUACCUGUCCAAAAUCAUCCCAGCGCUGCAGUCACGUUGCACAAGGUUUCGCUUCGGGCCGCUCUCGCCGGACCAGAUGAUCCCUCGGCUGGAGUACGUCAUUCAGCAGGAGAGUAUCGACAUAACUCCAGACGGAAUGAAGGCGGUCGUCACCUUGUCAUCGGGUGAUAUGAGAAGAUCCCUCAACAUCCUGCAGAGCACCAGCAUGGCGUACUCCAAGGUCACGGAGGAAACGGUUUACACCUGCACGGGUCACCCCCUCCGCUCGGACAUCGCCAACAUCCUCGACUGGUCCCUCAAUAAAGACUUCAACACUGCUUACAGGCAGAUCCUGGAGCUGAAGACGUUAAAAGGUUUGGCACUGCAGGACAUCCUCACUGAAGUCCACCUGCUCAUCCAUCGAGUGGACUUCCCGGCCUCUGUCCGAAUGGGUUUGCUCAUCAAGCUAGCUGACGUGGAGCACAGGUUAGCAUCCGGCACAAACGAGAAGAUCCAGCUAAGCUCCAUGGUGGCGGCGUUCCAAGCGGUUAGGGACCUGGUGGUCAGUGAGGCCUCUUAGGGGUCACCAAUGGCAGCCUUACAGUCAGUCAGUACUUACGUUGCAUGUUUAUUCCCCACAUCCACCACAAUAAAACACAAAGAACGACACAAA